This is a messenger RNA of Thalassophryne amazonica, 2342 nucleotides long. It is a transcript of the gene htr6, whose product is annotated as 5-hydroxytryptamine (serotonin) receptor 6. The transcript has 3 exons. Gene Ontology annotation, cellular component: membrane; dendrite. Gene Ontology annotation, molecular function: neurotransmitter receptor activity; G protein-coupled serotonin receptor activity. Gene Ontology annotation, biological process: G protein-coupled receptor signaling pathway, coupled to cyclic nucleotide second messenger; chemical synaptic transmission. NCBI's taxonomy places the organism in Eukaryota, Metazoa, Chordata, Actinopteri, Batrachoidiformes, Batrachoididae. Bases 714 to 2153 code for a protein of 479 amino acids. The record is from RefSeq and is a predicted model, not a curated record.
UAAAAAAAAAAACAAAACAAAAAAAAAAACACUGUGACCAAACAUGGAAGACAACCACCCACACUAGUUCCUAUGAUGCAGAAUUAGCAUUUCUUGGCCGUGACUGUGCACAAAUUUGCAUGAGCAGCUCCACACUUUGACACGCUCCCUGUCAAAAGCCCUGUGCUCUGGCUGGGAGACGCACUGGAGUGGCCGGCACGGGGAUUAAAACUGGAGCGGGGGGUCUAAAAGAAGCGUUGACAGAACCACGAUACCUGUAGAGCACUUCUGCUGCUUGCUGCUCAACUGUUCCUCUGAUCUCCUGCGCCGCUCGCACAUCCGCCAGAAAACAAAGGACUUGUGAAACAUGGCAACACUUAAGGACUUGAGAAAGAUCACUGAUGUAAGGUAACGCAUAUGUCUCAGAAAUGUUCUUCACACAGGUCCUGGCACAGGCGCUGGUCUUGUACAAGUGCUCGUAGCGUAUCUCAGCAUGUUGUCUGCCAGUCGCUGUUAUCACACGCUGCUUCUAAAGUUGCUGCCAGACGUUGUAUGCCUCAUUCUGGCUGAGCUGUCGAUGAAGCGGGGACGUGCUCACCAGGAUGUGUUGCUACAAACAGAGAUGAAGAAGGUAGAAUGAACCUUAACGAUAAAAGAAGGGUUCGAUGGCUUCUCGACCUGUUUUUUGCUUGGGGUUUGAGUUGUGAGCAUUUUGGCUGAAUAGAAAGGAGGUGAUGUCUUUCACCAAAUUUGACCAUUUGGAGCUUUUUUUACUGAUUGUCUUCAGCAUCGCCAUGGCUGACGCUCGUCCCUCUGCCUCGGCUGGAAGCUACAAUGGUAGCUCUGGUGGCAGCGGCGUGUGGAACAUCAGCGGCAGCGGCCCGUGGUUGUUGGCCUUCAUGCUGUCGGUCAUCAUCCUGAUGACUGUGUGCGGAAACCUGUUGCUCAUUGCUGUGGUUUUUGCUCACCGCUCUCUGCGUUGCACUUCCAACUGCUUCUUGGUGUCGCUGUUCCUGUCUGACCUGAUGGUGGCGCUGGUGGUCAUGCCCCCGGCCAUGCUUAAUGAGAUAUGCGGGGCCUGGGUACUGUGGCCCGCUUUUUGCCCUGUUUGGCUUUGCUUUGAUGUCAUGUGCUGCAGUGCGUCCAUCCUCAACCUGUGUGUGAUCAGCCUGGACCGUUACCUCUUUAUCAUCUCACCCCUCCGCUACAAGCAGAGGAUGACCCCACCUCGGGCUUUACUCCUAGUCGCAGCAGCUUGGGGGUUGGCGGCACUCACGUCCUUCCUGCCUAUUGAGAUGAAAUGGAACAGUUUAGGCCACAGAAGCGGACAUCCAUCAGGGGUCGGUAACAUCAGCUCCUACCUGGACACGCUGUACCCAGCCUCCUACUUCCAGAUGUCGCCAACGGGGGGGCCUUCAUUCCAGUGCCGCCUGCAGGUCACAUUGCCCUUUGCCCUGGUGGCAUCAGUGCUCACUUUCUUUUUGCCUUCUAGCGCCAUUUGUUUCACCUACUGUCGGAUCCUUCUGGCAGCACGGAGGCAGGCGAAGAGGGUCGCUGCCCUCAGCCACCCACCGCAUCCACAUCCGUCCCUCGGAGAACCGUCCCGGCCUACUUCACCUGGGGCCUUGGCAGGGCAAGUUCCCCCAGAUGCAGAAGACUGCAGCCAUCAAGAGAAUCAUGCGUUACACAACGCGCCAGCGUCAGUGAACAGCGAGCGUCGGCUGGCACACGGGCAGGGUCGGAGGGCGCUGAAGGCCAGUCUGACCCUGGGCGUCCUGCUGGGUCUCUUCUUCAGCGCCUGGCUGCCGUUUUUCAUCACCAACAUGGCUCAGGCAGUGUGCGAUUGUGUUCCUCUUGCACUCUUUGAUGCCAUCACCUGGCUGGGCUACUGCAACAGCACAAUGAACCCCAUCAUCUAUCCCCUGUUCAUGAGAGACUUUAAGCGAGCUCUGGGCAAACUGUUACCCUGCUGUUCCUCCCGUUCACCCAGAAGGCCCUCGCCAGCGCUCUCCCUCUCUCUGCGAAACUCAGGAGAACCCAACAUAGCCAGUGACACCCCCUCGCCGCUCGCCUCUGACUCCACCCAGCCCCCUGCCACCGAGGGUGUCAACCUGCUGGAUGCCGAGAUCGAGCUGCCUUUGCUUCUCCCCAAUCAGGUGGACACACGGGACUGAAUCAUGAGACUGUGGCAGGAUUCAAAACAGUCAUUGUGUAAAACCUGUAUUCAUCUACUUUUUUAACGUUUAAAAGUGGUUACUGUUUUAAUGUAAAAAAAAUUCCCAAAGUGCAAAAAUAAAUAAAUAAAUAAACAAUUUCAUGUAGAAUAUUUACAACUGUAAUAAAAUUUGAGAUUUGAAAUGACU